UGUGUUGCAUUGCUGUCGAAAAUGGCGUCAGGUUCGGAGCUGCCAGAAUAUUCGUCCUCAGUGAAACGUCGGAAAAUUGAAGGUGACGUUUACGGUGUUUCGGCCUCUUUGGAUCUCGAUUUUCCAGGGCGCAAACCGCAACGUUCAUCUCCGCGUGGAGAAAUAGAAGAACCACUUGGCGGUGAUAGUGGUUUCACCGAAUUAAGUGACGGUUCUAAAUCUAUGUCUACCACCCCUGACCUGAUGCAUCUAUCAUCAACUCCGUCUCGUACAGAUUCAACUAGUGAUGAUACUGGAUGCCCACUUGAUACAGCAGAUGAAAAAGACGAAGUUUCAUCAACAGUUUCCAACUUAUCUGAUUUAUCAGGAUUAUCUGAACUUUCCGAAGACUCUGGUCAUUUAUGGCGAAACGCAUCCUCUUGGGUGCAGAAGCAGAUGUUGACUGGUGCUAAUCCUCGGGAACUUCUUCAAAAUUUACUCAUGGAUCCAACUCAGAUUCCAGAACAGGUGGAUGACAUUACUUUAUGGAAGCUUGUUCUUAACAUCAUGUCAGAUCCACCUAGAAGACAGAAACUUAAUCAUAUUAAUACAAUAACCGACGUCGUUCGGCUAAUUAAAAAUAGUAAAAAAAUUAUUGUCCUCACUGGAGCAGGAGUCAGUGUAAGUUGUGGAAUACCAGAUUUUCGGAGUAGAGAUGGAAUAUAUUCUCGAUUAGCUCAAGACUUUCCUGAUUUACCGGAUCCACAAGCCAUGUUUGAUAUCAACUACUUUGGCCAAGACCCUAGACCAUUUUUCAAGUUUGCCCGAGAAAUAUAUCCUGGUCAGUUCAAACCAAGUCCAUGUCAUCGAUUUAUUAAAAUGUUAGAAAAACAAAAAAAGUUAUUGAGGAAUUACUCACAAAAUAUUGAUACAUUAGAACAAGUAGCUGGGAUAGAAAAUGUUAUUGAAUGUCACGGAUCUUUUGCCACAGCUUCGUGUACUAAUUGCAAGUUUCAAGUAACUGCAGAAGAUAUUCGAGAAGAUAUUUUUGCACAAAGAAUACCUUUAUGUCCUAAAUGUUUCAUCGAUUUAUCACCAUCAUUAGCUAGUAUGAACAGUAAUGACAAUUUUUCGGAAUUAGUUUCUCAAGGUAUAAUGAAGCCAGAUAUUGUUUUCUUUGGUGAAGGUUUACCAGAUGCGUUCCACGAUGCAAUUGCAAAGGAUAAAGAUGAGUGUGAUUUAUUAAUAGUAAUUGGAUCUUCAUUAAAAGUUCGACCAGUAGCACUCAUUCCAUCCUCCAUUCCAUCACACGUUCCACAGAUUCUUAUCAAUAGAGAAUCUUUACCACAUUUGAAUUUCGAUGUUGAAUUUUUGGGAGAUGGCGAUAUUAUAAUCAACCAAUUAUGCCAUUUAAUCAGUGGUGAAUUUAAAGAAGUUUGUUGGAAAAGAGAAAUUUUAGAAGAAGCUCCACACCUUUUACCUCCUCGAUUUACCUCUGAUGACUCUUGGGAACAAAGUCAAGACACAACGGUGACUCCAGAUCUAUCACAGGAUAGUACUGAAGUUGUCCUCAAGUCAUACCACAAUGUAUCAUCAGAGAGUCAAGACAGCUUAAUGAUAAAUUCAAAUACCACACCUAAGAGAUUAGAGAACACCGAUAUUUGUAUAUCACCAUUCCAUGCAGGCCAUAUGGAGACUGCCGAAGCAAGUUUUUCGUUAUUGGGAGAAAGCCCUAAGAGGCCGUUAGAUGAAUCUAGUAGUGAAAGUAGUCCGAAAAGGAUUCAAUUAGGAAUGAGAACGUUACCAACAUCAUCUGGAUCAACUCCCAGAUCGUCGGAUGAUUCAGAUGAUAUUACAUAUUCAUCGUCACGAUACAGUCGAGUUAUUUCUGUUGAAUCAACUUCAGAAAAUAAUGGUCAUGUGUAUAAUCUUGAAGAGUGUCAUGUUGUACCAAGAACCAUUGACGAUUCGCAAAAGGAUUCGUUAAUGUACUCUCAAGUGGAAUUAAAUCGAUCAACUGAUUCCACAAGUAGAGGUGAUGCUGAUUCUUUGAGCGAUGCAGGAGAUUUAGUAGAUUCAGACAAAUCGAGUGGUAAAUCUCGACACGUGUCUAUUGACUCUGCCAUUGAUUCGGGAAUUGGUGAUAGUUGUAAUAGUGUUGAUAGUUCUGAAGAUAAAGGUCCAUUGGGACACGAGGAAUCUAAAAGACAUGAUUUAGAAAGACAUUGUUGGCAGUCUGAAAUCAAAGAGAGUCUAGCAAGCAGAUUACCUGAAAAUUCAUAUUAUCAAGUUGCUCCCGGUAAAUACAUAUUCCCAGGUGCAGAAAUUUAUUUCGAUUCAGAUGAUUAUGACUGUUCUUCAUCAUCAAGAUCUCCUACGGCAUCAACAAUAGUGUAUGGAGAACUCGAUUGUCGGUCGACAUAGAACAUUGAUGAUGAAAGUUUAUGAAAACCAACUUUCAUUUUCAAAGUAUAAUAUAGAUAGUAGAUUAUUCGUCAACUUAAAAAUUGACAACGUAACAAUAGUUACAAACUUGUGCAAUUAAAUCUGUAUGAAACUCGUGAAAAGGUAAUACAGAUUCAACCCUCUUAUUAAAUGGACAUAAAAGACAGAGUCAGGAAGACAUUAACUAACAGCUGUAGAACUGCUAUAAUUCGUUCAAUGUUCGAUUUAUUUCGUCAUUGGUAAGUUAAAUUAUCUACGUAACUUUUAGGUAUUAUAUGCGAGUUAAUUCUAUCCUCAGCUGCAUAUUUGGUUUUAAACGUGAUAGUGGGCAAUUUUAUGAGAAAAUUUUUUAUUUUUCAUUUUAUGUGUCGUCUUCCAAUGAAAGGAUUAAAUGAUUAAGUAUAUACCAUUUCACAUAGUUUCUAUUUAAAAAUAAUUGGAAUAUCUGAAUGGAAACAUCAGGAGCUAGGCUAAUAAAAAUUUAAAAAAAUAGAAUAUAGAAUCAAUUUAUCAUGAAAUAUAUACAAAAUGAGUGAUGAAUCGAAAAAUUCUGCUAUGAUCGCUGACUAUUUCUUUGUCCAUCUUCUUGUAUAUAAAACUUUUGUAAUAAGUCUUUAUUUGAUUAUUCAUAAGUAUACAUUGUAAGAGAAAAAUAAUUUUUACGAAAACUUUAGUUGAUGGGGUGUAAAUAAUGACAGAUGAUAAAAAUAUCUGUUGAGGCGUUUGAUCGGUUGAGAUAGGAUGAUUUUUUUAAAGAUUUCAUAUACCAAAAGUAUAUGUUAAAAUUAUCAUAUGACCAGUAGGAUGAUUAUUAUAAAUUAAAUUUAUAGAAUAAUAGGCUAUUUAAUAUUUUAUUUAUAUUGUG
Molecule: messenger RNA, 3289 nt
Organism: Chelonus insularis
Lineage: Eukaryota; Metazoa; Arthropoda; Insecta; Hymenoptera; Braconidae
Gene: Sirt1
Product: Sirtuin 1
Exons: 4
Coding region: 22-2403 (793 amino acids)
Biological process (GO): negative regulation of DNA-templated transcription
Cellular component (GO): rDNA heterochromatin; nucleoplasm; nucleus
Molecular function (GO): transcription corepressor activity; NAD+ binding; p53 binding
Source: RefSeq, a predicted model, not a curated record